UUUUUAAGCACGGAGAUUAACUCCUUUUUUUUGUGCCAGAAUCUCUCAAAGUAACGGUUAGUUUUUUUCUUCAAUUAGCCUAAAUAGGUAUUUUUCUGGUUUAAAGUGAAUUUAAAAGAAAACAACCGUUAAGAAACCGUUUUUUUUCUCUACUCUGGACCCCGUCACUAUGAGUCUGUGGACCAACGGCUCCGCCGCGGAUCUUUACGCCGGGACUCAGCGUCAACCGCCCGGCUCCAACUCCUCCAACCGUACCAACGGCUCCCAGCACGACGCCGCCCCGCUGGACCUGAGUCGGGCGGUGCCGGUGGGCAUGGUGCUGGCCUUCUUCAUCAUGUUCGCCAUCGUGGGGAACAUCCUGGUAAUCCUGUCGGUGGUUUGUAACCGACACCUGCGGAUCCCGACCAACUACUUCAUCAUCAACCUGGCCAUCGCGGACCUGCUGCUCGGAACCACCGUGCUGCCGGUGUCCGCCACGCAGGAGGUUCUGGAUUAUUGGGUGUUUGGUCGGAUCUUCUGUGACAUCUGGGCAGCUGUGGACGUCCUGUGCUGCACGGCGUCCAUCAUGUCUCUGUGCGUCAUCUCCAUCGACCGAUACAUCGGCGUCCGCUACCCGCUCCAGUACCCGACGAUCGUCACCGAGAAGCGGGCGCUGCUCGCCAUGCUCGGCGUCUGGAUCCUCUCCAUCGUCAUCUCCAUCGGCCCGCUGCUGGGCUGGAAGCAGACGCCGUCACAGGACGACACCGAGUGUGCCAUCACCCAGGAGCCGUUCUACGCCCUGUUCUCGUCGCUCGGCUCCUUCUACAUCCCGCUGGCCGUCAUCCUCGCCAUGUACUUCCGCGUCUACGUCGUUGCCAAACGCACCACCAAGAACCUGGAGGCCGGCAUGAUGAAGGAGCGCAUGGAGGACUCCAACGAGCUCACCAUGCGGAUCCACUGCCGGAGCCAGCAGAUCCAGGAGCUGUGUCCCGCUGCAGCCAAGGCUGGAGGGGGCGGAGCCCCGGCCGCACGCAGCUCGCUCACCGUCAAACUGCUCAAGUUCUCCCGAGAGAAGAAGGCGGCCAAGACGCUGGGCGUGGUGGUGGGCAUGUUCAUCCUCUGCUGGCUGCCCUUCUUCCUGGUGCUGCCCAUCGGCUCCUUCAACAAGGAUCUUCAUCCUCCUAAUACUUUAUUUAAAGUUAUUUUCUGGUUGGGAUACUUCAACAGCUGCCUGAACCCGAUCAUCUACCCCUGCUACAGCCGCGAGUUCAAACAGGCGUUCAUCCGGAUCCUACGCUGCCGCUGGAAGAGGAAGCGCCAGGGCUGGCAGGCGUACUACAACUACCGUCUCCACGAGGGCUCGCACGCCUCAUCCUUCCUGAACGGCAGCCAGCAGACGCUGUCGUCCGUCGGCCCCAGCCCGCGCUGCGUGGCCUCCAGGCUCCGCCCCCUGGCAGGGCCCGAGGGGAACCCCCUCCCCGGGGUGGCAGGACGGGGGCGCCUGGGCCCCGCGGCCACGCUCGCCGAGGAUCCUGGGGCGGGGGUCAGCACGGGGCGAGGAAGGGCGGCGACAGACAGUCGGAGCGCUAAGAAGCACUGACUGAAAACACACAGCCUGCCGCUGACAGGAAGUGGCUUUUACAAACACGCACAGGUGUCACCGAUGACAUCACAAGAUGCUCUGUUCACUCACGGAAAGUCGUACAGGUGUGAGGACCGUCUCGCUGCCUCCUCGGCCUAAACCAUCCUUUUCAACAUGUCUAUGUCAGAAAUAUGGGUUUCUUUUUAACCAAAUUACCGAAAUAUAACAUGGAUGGUUCCCUGCAACGCUCUCCGCAAGUACAAUUACUGAUCACUAUACUUUCUUUGAAUUUUGUGUGUUUUAU
Molecule: messenger RNA, 1865 nt
Organism: Sander lucioperca (pikeperch)
Lineage: Eukaryota; Metazoa; Chordata; Actinopteri; Perciformes; Percidae
Product: alpha-1A adrenergic receptor-like
Exons: 5
Coding region: 170-1579 (469 amino acids)
Biological process (GO): phospholipase C-activating G protein-coupled receptor signaling pathway; cell-cell signaling; adenylate cyclase-activating adrenergic receptor signaling pathway
Cellular component (GO): membrane
Molecular function (GO): alpha1-adrenergic receptor activity
Source: RefSeq, a predicted model, not a curated record